GCGAGGUUGUGCCUCAGCCAACUAUGGAUGGUGGGAAGAGGUCUGCGCUGGGAGUCUGUUGGUCAGUGCUGGGCGAAUCCACCCUUUAAGGGAAGAGAGAGCUUUGAGAGCUGAGAGCCUCAUACGGACAUCGGGGGAAGGGCUGUUGGGAGGUGACUGCUCGAUGUGAGGAAAGCACCUCCUACCUGCGCUUUUUGGAUUUGGGAUUGGGCUGAUAAAGCCCCCUGCCUCAGACGUCUCCCCUCACUGUGCGGAGCGCACGCUACUUCAGACGCCACCGCAGCGCAGCGGACGCGGCAGAGGAGCGCCGGAGGAGUGAAGGAUAUCAUAGGAGCACCACUGUUCUUGCAAGUGCCACGAGAGGCUUCAAAAUGAGAUGUUUUGGGAACUGAGAAAAAAAUAGGACUGGAAAAUAAAGGACUGCAGUUCUGUUUUUUCGAAUCUGUGUCUAUGAGCAAUUGCUGAUGGAGGGUUUCUACCGUAACAACUCUGGAGACUCUCUAGAAGACUUGGAUCCCUGCCCGCUCUCGCUCAGCGGCACCACCUUCCUCAUCAUGGCCUACAGCGCCAUGCUGGCCGUGGGAUUGCUGGGCAACACGUGCCUGGUUGUGGUCAUCCUGCGACAGAAGGAGAUGCGCAACGUGACCAACAUCUUCAUUGCCAACCUUUCGUGUUCCGACAUCCUCAUGUCUAUCUUGUGCUUGCCCUCGACCAUCGUCUACACGCUCAUGGACACUUGGAUCCUUGGAGAGACCCUGUGCAAGCUGUCACCGUUUGUCCAGUGCUCGUCAAUCACAGUCUCCACCUUCACCAUGGUCCUCAUCGCACUGGAGAGGCACCAGCUUAUCAUACACCCGACCGGUUGGAAGCCUGCAGUCGUGCACUCGUACCUGGCCGUGGCCGUUACCUGGAUAGUGGCGUGCUUCAUCUCCCUGCCUUUACUCUCUUUUCACGUGAUCCAUGACUUGCACAAAGACAACCUAAGCCUUCCCACCAAUACAUCAGUUGAACACAUAGUUUGUAUGGAGGAAUGGCCAUCGAGGGGGAACCGGCUAGCCUACGUGACGUCGCUGUUGAUGUUUCAGUACUGUCUGCCACUGGUGCUCAUCACCGUGUGCUACUUGCGCAUCUUUCUCCGUCUCAGUCGCCGGAAAGAUAUCAUCGAGAGGACUCGAGAUGCACGCCAAAGGAAGGCCAAGCACUCCAAGCGGAUCAAUGUCAUGCUGGCCUCCAUCGUGGCGGUGUUCGCCCUCUGCUGGUUGCCACUGAUCGUGUUCAACACCGUGUUCGACUGGAACCACGAAGCGAUGCCGGUGUGCUACAACACUGUCUUCUCGUUGUGCCACCUCACAGCCAUGGCAUCCACGUGCGUCAAUCCCAUCAUCUACGGCUUCCUCAACAACAACUUCCAGAAGGAGCUGAAGUCGUUGCUGUACCAGUGCCGCUGUUGGGGGGCACCAGAGAACUAUGAGAGUUUUCCACUGUCCACCGUCAGCACGGACGUAACAAAGGGCUCCGUUCUCAGCAAUGGCUCUGUUAGCAUCAAUGUCUCGCAACAGCAACAAGAGAAAGAGAGUCUGGAAAUCAAUGCAUAAUAAAUAUUCGUUGGUCUGAGUUGCAGUUGCCAGGUUUAGGCCCGUACAAUAAUUCAAGAUGGCUCUAUAAUGCUCAUGCACUGAACUAUGCUUUAUGCAUAGUCAUUGGCCAGUUGGAAAAUUGAGAACUCUGACUGGAUAGUGGACGCUAUUACGAGUGACAGCAGCUUGUGGUCACGAAAGGAAAGUUUGUGAGCACUAUGUAAAAAAUGGAGAAUCUUUUCAAUUCCUCUUGUCAAGAAGACAAACUUUUAGCAACUUUGGUGUUUUUCAGAAAGAAGUUCAACAGUGUACAAAGGCCUUAAGGUUGAAUUGCCUCGCUACCCUUUGCCUCAAUACGUGAUCCAGUUCUAGACAUAGAGAUCGGUAAAGCGACAGGUGAUCACCACGUUCGUCACUUUCUAGAUCACUAGAUGCCUCCAAGGUCACAACUGUAGGUGUAGAUAAAUUGGAACCAGCAGUGUAAAUAAUGACCUCAAUCUCGUUGUCUCUGUAAAUAAUGAAAGAUGGCCAUUGUAAUUAGAUCAUUUUGAUAUUUUAUAACAAGUAUAAGCAAAAUUAUAGACAGAUAGACUGAUAUAGAAUUAUAAACAGUCAGAUAUCUUGCUGUAGUGACAUUUAGAAGCCAAAAAUAAGAGAGUUCUAUGUUAGUUUCUUCAGUGAUGGUAAAUGUUAGAGAUCCUUCCAAGCCUAUUGUGUUGAAUGAUCAUGUAGAUUCUUUCAAAAACUUGCACCGGCAACUUGAGCACUUCAGGGUGUCAAGAAUUUGCCAACAAACAAGAUGCAGUGAGUUUGUGACAGAGGAAUUGUAUAAUGUAACGUUCCAAACAUGGAGCGCCCAGUCAUUUUUAAUGCGGACAUGUAAUGCGUACACUACUGAAGUUAUGCUUAUAGAACUCUCCUGUGAUCUACACUAUAUCGGUGUCAUAUACAAUUGCGAUAUACAGUACUGUGCAAAAGUCAGAGACCACCCUUCUUUUAUUUUCAUUCAUCCAGAUUGAGGGGAUCAAUGCAAGUUUGGGGAUGUAUAACAACAUCUGGAGGUGUUGAUUAAAGGCAUCAUUAAUGCCGCUAAGUACAAACUUUAAUACAUCAUGCUAGACCCUCUGGAAACUGUUUGUUGUGGAGGAAAUUCACUCUCCAGCAAGAUGAUCCCAAACAGACUGCAAAUAAAAAAAAUCCAAAUCAAACAAAAAAAAAA
Molecule: messenger RNA, 2796 nt
Organism: Colossoma macropomum (tambaqui)
Lineage: Eukaryota; Metazoa; Chordata; Actinopteri; Characiformes; Serrasalmidae
Gene: npy8br
Product: neuropeptide Y receptor Y8b
Exons: 2
Coding region: 465-1595 (376 amino acids)
Biological process (GO): G protein-coupled receptor signaling pathway
Cellular component (GO): plasma membrane; neuron projection
Molecular function (GO): neuropeptide Y receptor activity; neuropeptide binding
Source: RefSeq, a predicted model, not a curated record